UUUUCGGCUCCGGACUCGUAGGUAGAAGGGUAAUAUGUGUAGGUAGAAGGGUAACAUGUGUUUACUGUUUAGUGCUACAAAUUUUCUCGUUAGGUGGCGGAAACUGACAGAGAAACGAGUCGCCCCGAAAACAGAGAGAGACAACAACUACUUUCGCCGGCGCCGGACUUUUGAUUGAACGGAGAAUUAAACGGCCGCAAGUGAGGAAGAUGGUGAAGGCAAUCAUAGCACCGUCGAUGCUCUCAUCGGACUUCGCUAAUUUGGCAUCUGAAGCAGAGCGCAUGCUCAAUUGCGGUGCCGAUUGGCUACACAUGGACAUCAUGUGUCCGGGCCAGCUUUCGCACACCUCUACUAAUUCCACGAGAUACCUAUCACCUCCCAUUAGCAACAGUCACUUUGUCCCAAACCUUACCCUUGGUGCUCCAAUUAUCGAGAGUCUGAGAAAGCAUACACAGGCAUAUCUGGACUGCCACCUAAUGGUCACUAAUCCCCUUGAUUAUGUGGAACCACUAGGCAAAGCUGGUGCCUCAGGCUUUACUUUCCAUGUUGAGGCAUCUAGAGAUAAUUGGCAAGAGCUUGUUCAACAGAUAAAGUCAAAGGGCAUGAAACCUGGAGUUUCUUUGAAGCCUGGUACACCAAUUGAAGAAGUGUACCCGCUGCUUGAUGGUGAAAACUCUGUCGAACUGGUCCUUGUUAUGACUGUUGAGCCUGGUUUUGGUGGACAAAAGUUUAUGCCAGAGAUGAUGGAUAAGGUACGCACUCUCAGAAAAAAGUAUCCAUCACUUGAUAUAGAGGUGGAUGGUGGUUUAGGACCUUCAACCAUUGCGGCAGCAACAUCAGCUGGAGCAAACUGCAUAGUUGCAGGAAGUUCAGUGUUUGGAGCUCCAGAUCCAGCACAAGUCAUAACUUUGAUGCGAGGCAGCGUGGAGGAAGCUCAGAAAAGGAGUUGAUACUGGAAGAGGCAAGAUCUUAGAUUUCAUGUUGUAUUUUAACGACUAUUAAAAGCGAAUACCUUCUUUAUAAUGUUCGUGGAAUCAAUAUCUUGAGAUGCCUGCACUUGUUGAGUUAUCCAAGUAAUAUUUGUUGAAUAAGGUUAAACAUGUAUUUUGUCAUAUCAUCUUGAAACUUUCACA
Molecule: messenger RNA, 1133 nt
Organism: Solanum dulcamara
Lineage: Eukaryota; Viridiplantae; Streptophyta; Magnoliopsida; Solanales; Solanaceae
Product: ribulose-phosphate 3-epimerase, cytoplasmic isoform-like
Exons: 9
Coding region: 210-950 (246 amino acids)
Biological process (GO): pentose-phosphate shunt; pentose-phosphate shunt, non-oxidative branch; carbohydrate metabolic process
Cellular component (GO): cytosol
Molecular function (GO): metal ion binding; D-ribulose-phosphate 3-epimerase activity
Source: RefSeq, a predicted model, not a curated record